Molecule: messenger RNA, 2098 nt
Organism: Rhizophagus irregularis DAOM 181602=DAOM 197198
Lineage: Eukaryota; Fungi; Glomeromycota; Glomeromycetes; Glomerales; Glomeraceae
Source: RefSeq, a predicted model, not a curated record
CUGUUUUAAAAAAAAUAAUAAAAAAAAAAUAAAAAAAAUACCUCAAAAAAAAAAUGGCAAAGUCAACUUUUCCUAUCGAAUGUAUAAAUGAAAUUUUCAAACAUUUUGAAAAUGAUACAACAUCUUUACAUUCAUGUUUAUUAGUAAAUAGAUUAUGGUGUAGAACAAUUAUACCUAUACUUUGGCGUAAACCAUUUUCUUUAAUGCAACGUUCGAUUAAAUUUUCUCUUAGUUUAAUAGAAAUAUAUCUUUUAUUUCUUAAUGAAGAAGAAAAACAACUUCGUAAAUAUCAUCCUGAACUUUAUCCAAUUUUUAAAAAAGUUUUAUUUAAUUAUCCAAGUUUUUUAAAAGAAUUUUAUUAUGAAACAAUGUUUUCAAGUAUAAAACUUUGGGUUAAAACAACUAUAACAAUAACAUCAUCACAAUUUGAUAAUCAAUAUAAUUCUAAUUAUAUCAACAAAAUAUCUCAUAGAUUAUCUCAAAGUUUAUUUAAAAUGUUUUUGAGAAAUAAUGCUAAAGUUUAUCUUUUAAAUAUUAAAUCAUUUGAAAAUAAUCCUGAUUUUCCUUAUUUACCUAAAGAUUCAUUUUCUACUUCAUUUUCAAAUCUUAAAAUUUUUCAAUUUAGUGUUGAUUCACAACCUUUAUAUAAUUUACCAAAUACUUAUUCUUUUUUAAAAUCUUUAUCCCAAUCUUGUAAUACUUUAUCUCAUAUAUUUAUUGAUUCUUAUUUUAAUAAUAAUGAUGAUGGUAAAGAAGAAAUAUUUUUUAAUAUAAUUAAAUCUCAAAGAAAUAUUAAAAAAUUUAUAAUUAAUUCUCAUGGUAAUAUACCAAAAUCAAUUUUAAAUUUAUUAAUUAAUCAAUCUUCUCUUGUUUUAUUACAUUUUAUAGAUACUAAAUUUAAUAAUUUAUUUCCUUUUGAAAUUUUAUUAAAUUGUAAUAAUUUAAAAUUUCUUUUAAUUGUAAAUUGUCAUGAACUUGAACAUAAUAACAAUACUAUUAAUAACAAUAAUAGUAAUAAUAGUAAUAAUACAUCACUAUCAUCACAUACUAUUCCUUCAUCUCAUACUAUUACUUCCUUAUCAUCAUCAUCUUCAUCAUCAUCAUCACCCUCUCCAAAGAAUAUAAAAUGUAAAAUAGAUACACUUCAUUUAAAAAAUAAUCAUUUUCUUCCUUUAACAAUAUCAAAUUUAAUUCAAUUAUCAGGAAUUAAUUUAACUACUUUAUGUUUGGAUAGAACUACUUCUUAUAUUAUAUUAUCAAAACCUCUUUCAAUUCAUUGUCCUAAUAUUACUCAUUUAAUAUUAACUCUUGAUUCUAUAAGUUUCUUUCAAUCUGUUCAAUCAAUAAUUUCUAAUUUAAAUCUUAAAUAUUUUGGUAUAAGAAGUUUUGGUUGGACAAAUGAAUUGAUUUCUGAUUUAGGAAAUUAUUUACCUAUUUCAUUAAAAUAUUUAGAAUUAUCAUGUUUUUUUGAUUAUGAGGCUUUAUAUAUGUUAUUGAAAAAUUGUAAAUGUAAAUUAAGAGGGUUAAUUAUGAUAAUGUUUAAUGAUGAUUAUUUAAAAUUCAUUAUUGAUUAUGCAAAAAUUAAUGAUGAAUUCAAUUUAUUGGGUAUAGAUGGUUAUCUUGCUGAAGAUGAUGAAUCUUCUUUUUUAAAAAUAUUAAAAGAAGAAACAAAUGUAAAGAUUGUUGAUCAAGAUGAAAUCAAAUUUGAAUCUUCCCCUUUGUAUUUUGAUUAUCUAUAUAAAAGAUAAUAAGAUAAUAAAGUUAUUAUUAUAUGAAACUUAUAACUAAAGAUCCUCGAUAAUUAUUUCUUCAUGUUUAUGUAAAUCUUUAGUGUCCAUAUGACUUCGGUAAUUUAUAUCGGGGUAAUUUACGUUUACGUGACUUGGCCGAAAUUAUGGCAUUAACAUAUAAAGAGUGGCGUAUUAUGUGACAAAUAAAUCGGUGACAGAUAGGAUUUCACGCAGCGGAAAGGUGUGACGAGAGGUGAAAAACUGACAAUUAUUUAUAAAAUGAUCACGUGAACGUGAAAUUUUGUUGGCGACGUUGGGGAAGAUAAUUUACGGUCAUCUACGUAUUAUGUAAGGUAUUAUUCAGGUAC